AGGUUAACGCGGAAGUGAAGAAAAGCAGCAGCUUCGUCCGUGAAAAAGUUCAUAAAAACGUUUUAAAAAAACACGAGUUUGAGUGAAAAACAGAGAAAACAGUGUGACGAUGAAGAAUCUGUGCGACGGACUCUCUCGCUGUAAAAUUGCUCUGGCCUUCGCCGUGCUGAUGGAUUUGCUGGGUGGCGCCGCCCUGCUGUUGGGAGUCUUCGCUCACCUGGAAGUCAAAGGACGCGACUUUGGUGACUUACUGGUCUACACUGGAGCUCUGUUUGUCCUCAUGUCCCUCGGAGGUUGGGUCCUGUGGUACAGCGGGAACAUCGAGGGCCUGACGUCAAAGAAGGAGCUCGGACACAUCGGCAGCGCCGUCGACCGACUCGCUCGCAACCUGAGCCGCAAGAUCCGCACCUACAGGGGGCGCCUUUGAAGCCCUGGACGUGAACACAUGAAUACAUUUCAUCCUGAGAGUCACGUGUGUGUGUGUGUUCGUCAGUGUUAGUUUGAGGAGUAAAGUGUUUGUUUUUUACUUAAUAUUCAGUGUUAGAAACAUUUCAACUGUUACAAAAAACUGCUUUUUUAAAAAGUCAUAUUUUAAAUAAAUUUUUAAGUAAAAGCCUUUAAUAAACUGUUUACAUGUUUGUUAUCUCUUUGUUUUUAUUUGAUUUGAUUUUAUAGCCCAUCACAUUUAAAAACAUUUAAAAGUAACUCAGUGACGUCAUUCUGGUGAAUUUAUUUCAUCAACAACUCAAGUCCUUGGGAUAUACUUUCAAGUGCCACAAGGGGGCGCCUCUACUUUUCCAGUCAGGAUUUACAGGAGAAGCAGGAGGAGUUUGUUUUUUAAAGAUUCAUGUUUUUAACUUUACA
Messenger RNA from Solea senegalensis (Senegalese sole), 864 nucleotides. RefSeq names its product transmembrane protein 238a (gene tmem238a). The coding region runs from base 110 to 427 and encodes 105 amino acids. The transcript is spliced from 3 exons. The record is from RefSeq and is a predicted model, not a curated record. NCBI's taxonomy places the organism in Eukaryota, Metazoa, Chordata, Actinopteri, Pleuronectiformes, Soleidae.